Messenger RNA from Closterium sp. Naga37s-1, 380 nucleotides. The record is from the annotation of a GenBank genome assembly. Lineage: Eukaryota; Viridiplantae; Streptophyta; Zygnematophyceae; Desmidiales; Closteriaceae.
CUCUCCUAACAGCACAGGCCACGAGGUACUAUGUUGGGGGCGGGAUGAAGCUUACGAAGCAAUCCACGUGGAACAAGAAGCAAAUGAACCCAUGGAGCGUGCGCAACAUGAAGAAAUGGAAGGCCCCCGCUGAAGUUAAAGUUGGAGACGAGUUUGUGUUUAUAUGGAACACCAAGGCGGGUGUGUAUCAGUACAAUGGCGCGGACGAGGGGGAUUACGAGGGGUGUGUUAAGAACUCCCAGCGAGGAACCAUGCUCGCCCCAACCUCUCUUUUUGGAAGGUAUACCUUUAAGGUGGAAGAAACAUGUGUAAGCCUAUUCUUUGCAAGCACAGUUGGAUGCAAGAAAGGGAUAAAGUUCAGAACGUUUGUUACAUGUUAG